AUGGGCGAUAGUAGCAUUUCAAUAUUGGUUACGACCUGCCUCCGCCUAUUCGAAAGACUUAUUGCGCUCGAACCGCAAACUUUCGGCGUCUCUGAGCGUUCAGCCCUGGCGGCUUUCGAGGAAGAGCACGUCCGAUGCAGGGUAUGGGCCGGAAACAUUGGUGCGCACAAAUCCGGCAGAAGCUCUUUGCAGUACCGUCUUCGAGAUGCGUCGCAUCUACAGGAGCAGGUCGUAUCGCUCUUCGACGACCUCACGGCGUUGCUUGAAGAUGCUGUCGCUAUAGUCUCUGGUGACAAGAUUCCGUGGGACAGGCUAGAGGAUGAUGACGACGACAACGGUGAAUUCGUAUUUGAUGACGGCGACUCUAAGCGAGAGCGUAGAGACAACGAUUUCCCCGAAACGGAACUGGGCCAGAUCGCCACUGAUGUCGCCGACGUUAUCAACUGCCUCCUACGCCUUAGCGUAGCCAUCAGAAACCCCGCUCCCCAUGAUCGCUUCAAGGCAUCGGUCCCAGUAGACACUUCCCAUUUUGAAGCUUUCGACAUUCAGUAUGUUCGAGACAAGUUCCGUGAAGUUGACGACUCCCUGGCGGAGAGACUUGGAAAGGCGAUUUCUAGGCGGCGACAAUAUUUCAAAUAUCGGGAAAGCCACCAUAACAAACUAGUUGCUGGGUUGGAGGCGGAAAACCAAACCCAAAGGGAUGCCGAGAGCACCAUUGCUUCUUCAAUACCGGACCGGAUGAAAACAACCUCCUUCAACCCAACACUUUCGGCUAUGGAUGAGGACGCCCUCUCAGACUCUGGGGUGUCCCAGACGUCGUUCGCAUCGUCGAAUGCGGAUGAUGCGAAACUUAAAGUUCCACCGCUCCCCAGAGAAGCCGACAAAGGGCCGUUUGAGUGCCCUUUUUGUUUUAUGAUGAUUGCAGCGACAAAUACUAUCUCCUGGAGAUCCUCGGACCAAGGCAUUGCCUGUCCUCUAUGUGAGGAGGAGCCACUGUCUUCCUUUAAACAAUACCAGCGUCAUGUCGGUCGCCAUCAAGAACAGCUAGCUCUUUUCGCUCUCCCGUCCUUGACACCGCGCGAAAACGAGACGGGCGAUGAACACAAUAGCAAUCUAAGUGGUAUUGAUGUUGAGUCAGAAGCCCAGCAUCAACCACACGAGGGCGGAGAAGGUAGCGCGGCCGCCGAGAGUGACCAUCAGCCGUCCUUCCCUGACCCCGUAACUGAAUCUGUUGCUGCCCGUGGCCCCAACUCCGCAUUCGAAGCGCCGAGAGAACUAGGCGGCGUCAUUAACCUCGGGGACACUGCCCCUGAAGAAGAGUGGUAUUUACUGGAGUUAAGCAUGAAACACAAAGACAAGAAGGGUACAGCAAUGUGGGAUAGCAUGGCGGUUGAUUUUGCCGAACGCUUCGGCAGGAAGCCCGAGAAAGCAACACUGCAAAUGAUGUUUAGACGGGCGAAGCAGAGAUGGGUCACUUGGCCCCCGAAAGAUAUCCCGGGGUCUUAUGGUGACCUUUCUUAUGGUGACGAUUUCGAGUUCGCUGCAACGCUAAGAGCGGGCUUAAAAGCUGCCGGAUUUGAUGAUAAUAUUGUCAUCGAAGACGCUGAGUACCGACGCCGUGACUCGCCUCCAGGUUCCAAUGAUGAACUUGGCCCUGGCACAACAUCUAAAUCGUCGCCUGUGCUCGACAGGGAGCCGGUAGCGGACGAGCGGGGAAGCAUGUUCAGGGGAGAGAAAAAGAAGAAGAAGAAGAGUCGCAGGAAGCAAGCUGAGGAUCUUCUACCACAAGCCUCGUUCUCCGAUGUGGCAUCGGCAUCGCACACGGGUCGUUUCGGGGACAUAGGGCUGAUGAAACGAGAGGAUCUUCUACCACAAGCCUCGUCCUCCGAUGUGGCGUCGGCAUCGUACACGGGUCGUUUCGGGGACAUAGGGCUGAUGAAACGAGAGGAUCUUCUACCACAAGCCUCGUCCUCCGAUGUGAUGUCGGCAUCGUACACGGGUCGUUUCGGGGACAUAGAGCUGAUGAAACGAGAGCCGAAUAUCGGUUGGGUAGAUUCCAGCAGCCUAACUAAUUCUGGGCCGGGAAACUCCAGCACCGUACAAGCAUCUGGAGACCUUGCCAAUAUGGGCUACGUCCAGACACAUCACCUUCAUCGUUCGCAGCAGCACCAAUACGUGAAGAAACCCAACUUAUCCGGAAACCAGCAAAACAUAAGUGGGGGCGGGCGCCGGUCCGCUCAGCGUUUUAGCAGGUGGGGACCGCCGGCCCCUUCCGCUGCUAAACCCGUCCUAACCGACAGCCGGCAGACGUCGAUGGAGUCAAUGUCAUCUGCACCACCGGACAAAGCCGCUAUGUUACUUGCACGCCUAGGACGCGCCCUUGGGCCGACCUCAUAUGAUCGUUACGACCGGAUACGUUCGGGCGGUGUCGCGACCGCCCCCCAGAACAGCGGCCAUACCACAACCAAGUCUCCCGGCCGGGACCAGGGAUCGCAUCAGCGGGCUGGACAGACAUUGUGGCCCCACUCUCCUGGGUCGAAGGAAGACUUCACUAAGGCUAGGACCCUUGACCAUGGGCCGGAAGAACAAAAACCGAGACGCAAGGCAACCGACGAAGUACUCGAUCGUUUUUGGGACUUUACUGAUACUUCUCUGGCAGAAGAGGAGAGAAAAUACAGGCUUUCGUUAUCGGAUAGUCUUGGUAAAUCCGGCCCCAACAAGCAACAAGCCACUGACGAUGCAAUGGAGGAGAGACCUACACAUACGCGGAUGGCCCGAAGACAUGUUUCUUUGGAAACACUAAGAACUUUUGAUAUAGAACAUACUAUUGACGAAGAGGACGCGGACUACGUGAUUGUAAAGCGCUGGGUGCCGGAAUGGGAACAAGCCGAUUUAUGGGAACAUACGAAACGUCUACGAGAAAAGAGACUUCAAGGUGGCCCGUCAGCGGGCGAGGCAAAGCCAAACCGCUCUUUUCCGACGAAGAAGGGUGGCAAGAAGACGACCAAGAAGGAACCAAACUGGUUGUUCCCGUCCAAACAAGGAGGAGGGGAGGUCAAAGCGAAGUCCAAGUCCGGGAGUUUCAUUUCAAAGGACUUGCAUGGCGAAGCUGAUUCAUCGUGA
Scedosporium apiospermum is the source of this 3123-nucleotide messenger RNA. RefSeq lists its product as uncharacterized. NCBI's taxonomy places the organism in Eukaryota, Fungi, Ascomycota, Sordariomycetes, Microascales, Microascaceae. Bases 1 to 3123 code for a protein of 1040 amino acids. The record is from RefSeq and is a predicted model, not a curated record. The transcript has 4 exons.